Actinia tenebrosa (Australian red waratah sea anemone) is the source of this 1754-nucleotide messenger RNA. Its product is annotated as calmodulin. The record is from RefSeq and is a predicted model, not a curated record. Lineage: Eukaryota; Metazoa; Cnidaria; Anthozoa; Actiniaria; Actiniidae. Gene Ontology annotation, molecular function: calcium ion binding. Gene Ontology annotation, cellular component: myosin II complex.
AAGUUCUUUCGUAAAAUGUCUGAGCUUCUGUCAGAGGAUCAAAUAGCUGAAUUCAAGGAGGCUUUCUCCCUAUUCGACAAGGAUGGUGAUGGCACCAUUACCACCAAAGAGUUGGGCACAGUUAUGAGGUCUCUUGGACAAAACCCUACUGAAGCUGAACUACAGGACAUGAUCAAUGAAGUUGACGCAGAUGGUAACGGAACGAUAGACUUCCCGGAAUUCCUAUCAAUGAUGGCCAAAAAGAUGCGCGAGACAGAUACAGAGGAAGAAAUCCGUGAGGCCUUCCGUGUAUUCGAUAAAGAUGGCAAUGGUUUUAUCAGUGCUGCUGAACUCCGACACGUCAUGACUAAUCUUGGAGAGAAGCUCACUGAUGAGGAAGUCGAAGAAAUGAUCACGGAAGCUGAUAUUGACGGAGAUGGACAAGUUAAUUAUGAUGGUAUAACAUCUGACCUCACAGAAGAACAAAUUGCAGAAUUCAAGGAGGCUUUCUCCCUGUUCGACAAGGAUGGUGAUGGCACAAUUACUACACAGGAGUUGGGCACAGUUAUGAGGUCUCUUGGACAAAACCCAACAUUGUCCGAACUCAAGGAUAUGAUCAAUGAAGUUGACAUAGACGGAAAUGGGUUGAUCGACUUCCCUGAGUUUUUGACGAUGAUGGCCAGAAAAAUCAGAGAAACAGAUAGCGAAGAAGAGAUUAGAGAAGCCUUCCGAGUAUUCGAUAAAGAUGGCAACGGCUUCAUAAGUGCCGCUGAACUCCGACACGUCAUGACAAGUCUCGGAGAGAAACUCACAGAUGAGGAAGUGGAGGAAAUGAUCAAAGAGGCUGAUACUAAUGGGGAUGGACAAGUGGAUUAUGACGGUAGGUUGGGGAGUAGCCUGGCACUUGGACCACUUUCCGUCCGGUUCCCUAUGGCAGAUCAACUGACCGAAGAACAAAUUGCUGAAUUCAAGGAGGCUUUCUCCCUAUUCGACAAGGAUGGUGAUGGUACCAUUACCACCAAAGAGUUGGGCACAGUUAUGAGGUCUCUUGGACAGAACCCUACUGAAGCUGAACUACAGGACAUGAUCAAUGAAGUUGAUGCAGAUGGUAACGGCACAAUUGAUUUCCCUGAAUUCCUUACCAUGAUGGCCAGAAAAAUGAAGGACACAGACAGUGAAGAGGAAAUCCGUGAAGCCUUCCGUGUAUUCGAUAAGGAUGGCAAUGGUUUUAUCAGCGCUGCUGAACUCCGACACGUCAUGACCAAUCUUGGAGAGAAGCUCACUGAUGAGGAAGUCGAUGAGAUGAUCCGAGAAGCUGACAUUGAUGGUGAUGGACAAGUUAAUUAUGAAGAGUUUGUCAAAAUGAUGACAUCCAAGUAGACACCACCAUUACUGUUACCAAACCUUCAUGCCCUAUAGAGGUUUAUACAAGAUGCACUGCUUUUAAGUUACCAUUCCCUCCCUCCACUCCGAAACCUUUUACCUGUCAAGCCUUGAGUUCAUGAAUUUUCCGAUGUAUAUUAGUCGAAAUAAUAUAGACCCCGUCAUGAGGGCCUCUGUCACCCGAUAGUCAAUUUCUGCACUCAACUUAAAAUCAAAUCAAAAGUUUUGUAUAUAAGAACUUCUUUGGCCAAUUUUGUCAGUAAGUCUCAUAUUUAGAUUGAAUGUUCUUUAACCUAGCUUUGUAAACUUAACCCAUAACAGUACAUAAGCAUGUUAUAAAUGUUCAAUAAGAAAAUGUCCUGUUCAAUAAAAUGAAGUCUUGGGAAUAUUCA